ACAACCUGAAAGAACAAAAAAAUUUAACAACUUGAAAAAAAAAAAAAAAAAAAGUAAAAAGAUAGCUGUAAAAAUGUAAAAAUUUAUGUAAAAUUGAAAAAAAAAUUUAACCAUAAAAAAGUAAUUUUUUAUGUAAUUUUCUAAAAAAAAAUCACACCAGAGUGCCGAAAAGCUCCUAAUAGCGGGCUGGAGAUGGGCCGAAACUUAUAAAGACAGGCCCAUUGUUUUUUGGAGUUUGGACAGCAAGAAAAAGGAUUGUGGUAGUUUGUUUCGACUUGGAGAGAAAGAAAAAGAAGUCAAUAUUAUCGAGAUAUAUUGAGAAAUUCUUUUAUUGUAUUUCCUAAUUUGUUUGUAGUUUCCAAUUUUUUAUUACAUCAUUAGUUUCCUAAUUUAUAAUUUCUUAUUCUUUUGUAUAUAUAUAUAUAACAAAAACAUACGAAUGAAAUGAAACGAAAAGCAAGCCAUUCACGAUUUCUUCAAAAACCACUCAAAACCCAGAACAACCAGCAAGAUGAGUCGUCUAUGGAAGACCAACUCCUUGAGAACUCUCAGAUACCUUCGUUUAUCCCAAUCCGCCAUUGAUAGCAGCACCAAGAGCUCCAUUCGAGCUCUCUCAACUUCUUCACCAUCCAUUCUUAAACACCCACUUCCUCUCCUCUCCAACAGAUCUUCUUCUUCUUCGUCUACUUCACUUUGGUCGCCCUCGCCUUAUUCGCUCACCGUUCGAUACCUCCGAACCGGGCGCGAUUCUGGAUCCAGAGUUUAUGAGAUUACACCUCCUGUCAAUUGGGGUGUUCGGAUUGUGCCUGAAAAGAAGGCCUUUGUGGUCGAGCGGUUCGGGAAGUAUGUCAAGACUCUUCCUUCUGGAAUCCAUUUCUUGAUUCCCUUCGUUGAUCGGAUUGCUUACGUUCAUUCCUUGAAAGAGGAGGCCAUUCCCAUUCCUGACCAGUCUGCAAUCACAAAGGACAACGUCAGCAUUUUGAUUGACGGGGUUCUAUACGUCAAGAUUGUGGAUCCUAAAUUGGCUUCUUAUGGAGUUGAGAAUCCUAUAUAUGCCGUUAUUCAGCUUGCACAAACUACAAUGCGUAGUGAGCUAGGGAAAAUCACUCUCGACAAGACAUUUGAGGAAAGAGACACUCUUAAUGAAAAGAUAGUAGAGUCCAUCAACAAGGCUGCAAAAGAGUGGGGCCUCGAGUGCCUACGUUAUGAGAUAAGGGAUAUAUCUCCUCCUCGUGGAGUGAGGGCUGCUAUGGAGAUGCAAGCAGAAGCUGAGCGUAAAAAGCGAGCUCAAGUUCUCGAGUCAGAAGGAGAAAGGCAGGCCCAUAUCAAUAUUGCAGACGGUAAAAAAAGUUCUGUGAUCUUAGAAUCAGAAGCUGCAAGGAUAAAUCAAGUCAACAGAGCACAGGGAGAAGCGGAAGCCAUUCUUGCUAAAGCAAAAGCAACUGCUGAAGGUCUUUCCGUUGUGUCAAAGACCCUCAAGGAAAAUGGAGGAGUAGAGGCUGCAAGUUUGAGAAUUGCUGAACAAUAUAUUCAAGCCUUUAGUAAUAUUGCCAAGGAGGGCACAACAAUGUUGUUACCGAGCUCAGCUUCUAAUCCUGCCAACAUGAUGGCCCAAGCUCUCACCAUGUACAAAAGCCUGGUUGGCAAUAAUACUUCCAGUAAUGGGGUUCAUCAAACACCUCGUGAUACAACAGCCAAGGUAGAGGGCGAGGGUGAUGAUGCUCCAUACGUGAGCGCCUAUACUUCAAGAACACCGAAAAUUGCUCCCCUUGAAGAAGAAAAGCCAGGGUUUUCGCUCCAAAGUCCCAAGAAUUCAGAAUAGAGUUUUGAUUUCACCAAAGAGUUGUGCCAAAAUAUAAUUUGAUUGAUGAGCUUUUGACAAUUAAUAUUUGAUGGAUGAUUCCAUAAUGGUUUCUCUGAAGAGGAGGUUGGUAGUAUCUUUAGGAUGCUCAUUCUACUUCAUUUUCCGGCAAAGAGUAAAACUUGUCCAUGUUAUAUGAGCAAUUAGGGCGUCUUAUUCAAUAAUGAGAUUAAACAGAUGUUAAUGUCAUGUUAUGGAAUUGGAAAUUUUUACAGCAGACCAUUUUUCA
Humulus lupulus (European hop) is the source of this 2090-nucleotide messenger RNA. RefSeq lists its product as uncharacterized. Bases 512 to 1822 code for a protein of 436 amino acids. The record is from RefSeq and is a predicted model, not a curated record. The transcript has 9 exons. NCBI's taxonomy places the organism in Eukaryota, Viridiplantae, Streptophyta, Magnoliopsida, Rosales, Cannabaceae. Gene Ontology annotation, cellular component: membrane.